AUGGGAGCAGCAUUAAGAUCAAUGUAUGCAAACAGCAAGUACGAAGAAGUCCGAGAAGAAUGGGAGGAAGAUUACAGCCCUCAGAGGUUCUCUUACAAAGCUCUCUACAAAGCCACAAAAGGGUUCAAAGAGAGCGAGUUGCUCGGAACUGAGGCAAACGGGACAGUCUACAGAGGAAAGCUCUCAUCCAAUGCACAGAUCGCUAUCAAGAAAGUUUCUUUGGAUGCAGAACAAGACACCAAGCACCUGGUUUCUCAGAUUGUUGGUAUUGGGAAGUUAAGGCACAAGAACCUCGUGCAGCUCUUAGGAUACUGCAGAAGAAAAGGCGAGUUACUCUUGGUCUACGACUACAUGCCUUACGGAAACCUAGACGAUUUCUUGUUUAACGAAGAGAAGCCUAAGCUUAGCUGGUCCCAAAGGUUUCACAUCAUCAAGGGAGUGGCUUCGGCUCUUCUCUACCUACACGAGCAGAUCGUUCUCCACAGAGACGUCAAAGCAGCAAACGUACUCUUAGACGAGGAUCUAAACGGGAGGCUAGACUUCGGUCUGGCUAUAUUCGGCACAAACAGGAACCCCAUGCUUGGAAGCGUAGGUUACAUAGCUCCAGAGCUUAUCAUCACAGGAAUGCCAACAACAAAAGCAGAUGUUUAUUCGUUUGGGGCAUUGCUACUUGAGUUUGCAUGUGGGAGAAUGUUCAUAGAGUAUCCAGGGAAGCCUGAGGAGUUCAAUCUGAUCAGCUGGGUGUGUCAAUGCUCGAAAAGAGGGAACUUGGUCGGUGCAAGGGAUGCAAGACUAGAAGGAGAUUACGUCAGCAAGGAGAUGGAGAUGGUGCUGAAGCUUGGUCUGCUAUGUGCUCAGUACAAUCCAGAGGACCGGCCUAGCAUGUCUCAGGUGGUGAGCUAUCUUGAAGGUAAUGAUGUUUUGCCUGAGAUGCCUCCAGACACUCCUGGGAUCAGUAUUCCCACACCGUACCAUGAAGUUCUGGCGUAG
Microthlaspi erraticum is the source of this 990-nucleotide messenger RNA. The record is from the annotation of a GenBank genome assembly. Lineage: Eukaryota; Viridiplantae; Streptophyta; Magnoliopsida; Brassicales; Brassicaceae.